CAAUCAUAUUCAAUCCAUCAGAGGCACUUGCGGCACUGCUCUAAUUUGUUUCCUUUUUCCUACAUUUUUUUACUUGCAGUUCUGUUCAUAUUUCGGUCAAAAUAUGGGCCAGGAGAUAUCCCAACAAUCAAAUCAACAACAACAACAACCACACCAACAACAAUCAGCCCACCACAAGCGACAGCCACAGCCACUGCCACUGCCACAAAAGAAGAGUUUCUAUAGCAACAACAACAACGGCAGAAGCAGCAGCAGCACCACCACCACCACCACCAGCAACCAGCAACAGCAGCAGCCCAUUUACACACCCAGCAGCUGCACCACCAGCAACAACACUAGCCACAACCCCAACCCAAACCCCAACCCUAACCCUAACCAGAAUCAGAAUCAGAACUACCGACUACGCCACAAAUACAAUCUGAGCAAGCAGACGUACGAACGCAGCAAGAUCGUGGCCAGCAACACGAGCACCAGUCAAUCGGACACGGACUCCAACUACGCGAAGAUCAACAGCAAGUAUCUGCAGAGGAGCUGCUCGCAGAGCUCGGACAGCGGCAUAUACAACUCGUCGUGCCACUGCUCCUCGGUGUCCUCGCUCUCGGCGGUGAGCAGCAGCAGCAGAAGCACCACCAGCAGCACCGGCGGCUCCAGCCGGGGCUGUCCCAGCUCGCUGGUGUCCAGCAAGUCCCACAGAUCGCUGGACAAGCAGAAGCACUACCUGAGCCACCACCUGUACAUCAAGUCGUAUCUGGAUAUCUUGGAGGAGGACGAACGGGCACGCGCACACUUCAAGUCGGCCCGCCCCGGUGGCAUACGCAACUAUACGCCAAAGAUCUUGGCCAGCAGUGACACGGCCAGCUCCAGCUGCACCUCCAUCUCCCCAUCGGUGCUGUCGACGAGUGCGCCAGCUUCGGGCAUCAGCUACGGGCCAGGCAGGCGAUCGAGUGUGUCGGGCACGGGCACGGGAGGAGCCACCUCAACUGGGAAACAUUGCCAGGAAGAUCCCGUCGAUCCCGAGAACAAGGUCCAGGAGCCAUCUGUCAUCCGACGUCAGUAUGAUUUCGUUGUGAUCGGUGGCGGCUCGGCGGGCGCUGUGGUGGCCAAUCGCCUGAGCGAGGUGCGCAAUUGGACGGUGCUGCUGCUGGAGGCGGGUGGCGACGAGACCGAGAUAUCGGAUGUGCCCGCCCUGGCCGGGUAUCUGCAGCUGACGGAGCUGGACUGGAAGUACCAGACGACGCCCUCGUCGACGCGCCAGUACUGCCAGGCGAUGAAGGGGGACCGCUGCUUCUGGCCGCGGGGCAAGGUGCUGGGCGGCAGUUCGGUGCUGAAUGCGAUGGUCUAUGUGCGGGGCUCGAAGAACGACUACAACCACUGGGCCUCGCUGGGGAAUCCGGGCUGGGACUACGACAGCAUGCUCAAGUACUUCCUAAAGUCGGAGGACGUGCGCAAUCCCUAUCUGGCCAAGACGCCCUAUCACGAGACGGGCGGCUAUCUGACCGUGCAGGAGGCCCCCUGGCGCACGCCCCUGUCGAUCGCGUUCCUGCAGGCGGGCAUGGAGAUGGGCUACGAGAACCGCGACAUCAACGGGGCCCAGCAGACGGGCUUCAUGCUCACCCAGAGCACCAUCCGGCGGGGUGCCCGGUGCAGCACGGGCAAGGCCUUCAUCCGUCCGGUGCGCCAGCGCAAGAACUUCGAUGUGCUGCUGCAUGCGGAGGCCACGCGCGUCCUCUUCGACAAGCAGAAGCGUGCCAUUGGCGUGGAGUAUAUGCGGGCCGGACGCAAGCAGUUGGUCUUUGUCCGGCGGGAGGUGGUCGUCAGUGCGGGGGCCCUCAACACGCCCAAGCUGCUGAUGCUCUCCGGGGUGGGGCCCGCGGAGCAUCUGCAGGAGCACAGCAUCCCGGUUAUCUCGGACCUGCCCGUGGGCAACAACAUGCAGGACCAUGUGGGCCUCGGCGGGCUCACCUUCGUGGUGGACGCCCCGCUGACAGUGACCCGCAAUCGCUUCCAGACCAUACCCGUCUCCAUGGAGUACAUAAUGCGGGAGCGCGGCCCCAUGACCUUCUCGGGGGUGGAGGGCGUUGCCUUCCUGAACAGCAAGUACCAGGAUCCGGGCGUCGACUGGCCGGACGUGCAGUUCCACUUCCUGCCCAGCUCCAUCAACUCGGACGGGGGCGAGCAGAUCCGCAAGAUACUCAACCUGAGGGACGGCUUCUACAACACGGUGUACAAGCCGCUGCAGCACAGCGAGACCUGGUCGAUACUGCCCCUCCUGCUGCGGCCCAAGAGCACCGGCUGGGUGCGCCUGAACUCGCGGAAUGCCCAGCAACAGCCCAAGAUCAUACCCAACUACUUUGCCCACCAGGAGGACAUCGACGUCCUGGUCGAGGGCAUCAAGCUGGCCAUCAAUGUGUCCAAUACGCAGGCCUUCCAGCGCUUCGGCUCCCGGCUGCACAACAUUCCCCUGCCCGGCUGUCGGCAUCUGCCCUUCCAGUCGGACGCCUACUGGGCCUGCUGCAUCAAGGAGUUCACCUUCACCAUCUACCAUCCGGCGGGCACCUGUCGGAUGGGUCCCAGCUGGGAUGUCACCGCCGUCGUGGAUCCCCGCCUGCGCGUCUACGGCGUGUCCGGUGUGCGGGUGGUCGACGCCAGCAUAAUGCCCACCAUUGUCAAUGGCAAUCCCAAUGCCCCGGUCAUCGCCAUUGGCGAAAAGGCCUCCGACCUCAUCAAGGAGGACUGGGGUGCCCGACGACCCACUUCCACUCCCACUCCAGCAGCACCUCCGCUGGCUUCCUAGCUACCCAAAAACCAACCCCCCCACCCCAUCCUCCCUCCAUGCUCUAUCGCUAAUUUAUGUUUCAACUAGUCAAAUGUGAAUUAAUUAAUUGCUACUCGUAUGAAUUUCUCGUUACGUUCUCCUGCCCUCUUAAUCUCUGCCUAAAUUAUGCUUAGUGUCUUAAGUUAAUUUUAUGUACCAUUUCCAGUGAGUUUUUUUUUUUUGUAUUUGUUUGUUAUUGUA
Drosophila obscura is the source of this 3016-nucleotide messenger RNA. Its product is annotated as glucose dehydrogenase [FAD, quinone]. The transcript is spliced from 3 exons. Lineage: Eukaryota; Metazoa; Arthropoda; Insecta; Diptera; Drosophilidae. The coding region runs from base 104 to 2794 and encodes 896 amino acids. The record is from RefSeq and is a predicted model, not a curated record. Gene Ontology annotation, molecular function: oxidoreductase activity, acting on CH-OH group of donors; flavin adenine dinucleotide binding.